This is a messenger RNA of Diorhabda carinulata, 672 nucleotides long. RefSeq names its product succinate dehydrogenase [ubiquinone] cytochrome b small subunit, mitochondrial-like. The transcript is spliced from 3 exons. Lineage: Eukaryota; Metazoa; Arthropoda; Insecta; Coleoptera; Chrysomelidae. Gene Ontology annotation, molecular function: ubiquinone binding; heme binding. The record is from RefSeq and is a predicted model, not a curated record. Gene Ontology annotation, cellular component: mitochondrial envelope; membrane. Gene Ontology annotation, biological process: tricarboxylic acid cycle; mitochondrial electron transport, succinate to ubiquinone. The coding region runs from base 92 to 622 and encodes 176 amino acids.
CACCCUCUUGAUUUGUGCAUUUUGACUUUUAAUCAAGAUUUGACAUAUCUAAUCGUUCAACUGAUUUUUAUUUUUAUCAUAUUGGAAAAUAAUGGCCCUAGCUAUAAUUUUGAAUAAUUCAUUGAGACCUUCAGUGUUUCAAAAUAUCUUGCAAGGAACCGCCAGUCAAUCCAAAACGAGAAAAUGGUUCACGCAGUUAUCGAAGUCACGAAAUUCAACCAACCAUUCCAAAUUAUUGCAACGGCUUCCUUUAACAAUUCUACCAAAUAUAGGACCAAAACGGUUGAUGAGCAGCAAUCACGCUAAACUAUGGCCAUUGGAAAAAAUUGUGAAUUUACUUUUGCUGGGAGUAAUACCUGCAACUUUUAUCGCACCUAAUAUAGUAUUAAAUGAUCUUUUUGCCGGUUUGACAUGUCUACAUAUGAAUUGGGGUUUGGAAGGAGUUGUAUUAGACUAUGUAAGACCGAUUAUAUUUGGAUCAGCUAUUCCAAAAUUAGCUAUACUACUUCUUUAUCUCAUAUCGUUGUCGACGUUCGUCAGUCUCAUUUAUUACAAUCACAAAGAUAUCGGUAUUGGAUGUACUUUUCGAAAAUUUUGGGAAAUUACCGAUGAGGAUGAAUAAAAUAUUUUUAUACUUUUUUCACUAAAAUAAAGUUUGUUUCUAUGUGUAAA